Molecule: messenger RNA, 2670 nt
Organism: Acanthosepion pharaonis
Lineage: Eukaryota; Metazoa; Mollusca; Cephalopoda; Sepiida; Sepiidae
Source: the annotation of a GenBank genome assembly
AUGUUUCUGCAAACCGAAAUAAAUGUCAUCACGCACUUACAUGUGCAUCCGCACUCGGCAGCCAUUUCUCUCUCUCUCUCUCUCUCUCUUCACCUUUCCAGUUAUCUUUCUUUCCAUCACUUUCUCCUUUCUCUCUUCUUCUCUUUCUCCCUUUCUUCCUCGAUCACAUCCUUGUCUUUUUCUCUCUUUUUUCUCUGUCUCUUUAUCUGUUUUUUCGCUAUAUAUCUAUCUCUGUUUAGCUUCUGUUCUUUUCUUUCUUUCUUUCUUUCUUUCUUUCUUUCUUUCUUUCUUUCUAUUUCUCUCGUUCUCCUUCCCUUUCGCUCUCUUUCUCACUUUUCAGUCUCUGUCUCUCGUUCUCUUUCUUUCCCUCUAUAUCUAUCUCGCUUUCGCAUUCUUUAUCAUUCUGUCUCGUUUUCUCUUUCUCUCUCUUUAUAUUUUUCUUAUUCUCUUUCUCUUUCUCGCUUAGACUUUCUUUCUCAUUCGCUUUCUCUUUCAAUCUAUUUCUCUCUCUUUUUCUUUUCAUCUCUGUUUCUCUUCGUUCUCUUUCUCUCUCACUUCCUCUUAAUCUUCUCACUCUAUCUAUCGUCUCGUUUCUCUCUGUUUUUCUCUUUUUUUGUGUCAUUCUUUUUCUCUUUUUUCUCUCUCUCUUUCUCUCUCUCUCUCUCUCUCUCUCUCUCCAAAUCAUUCACUUAUUUAUUCUUUCACCUUGUCUUUCUUUCAUUCUCUUUCCUUUCUUUUUUCUUGUUUUUUGUUAUUCUCUCACUCUUUCUUUCCUUGUGUUUUGAGCCAGUAUUUCUUUCUUUGUCAUCCGCCUUAUCUUUUUCUUUCUUUCUUUCUUUCUUUCUUUCUUUCUUUCUUUCUUUCUUUCUUUCUUUCUUCUUCUUUGUUCAUUCUUUAUUUCAUUUUCGUUCUUACUUUUCUUUUUCUUUUUUCAGCUUUUGUCAUUUUUUUCUUUUUCUUUUUGCCUCGUUAUUGUUUUUCUUUUUUUAUUUUAUUAAUAUUUCUUUCAUUCAUUUUUCCUUCUUUCUUUCUCGUCCAUUAAUUUUGUUCUUUGUCCUUUCUUUCUAUCUUUCUUUUCUCGUUAAUUCUCACACUCUUCUUUUUCUUUCUUUUUUUCUUUCUGUCUUGUUAUUUGUUUGUUUGCUUCUUUUUUUCUCAAAUCCUUCCGUCGUUAAGUUUUCUCUCCUUCCUUCCUUCCUUCCUUCCUUCCUUCCUUCCUUCCUUCCUUCCUUCCUCCCAUCCACCCAUCCAUCCUCUCCUUCCUUCUUGUGGAUUUUCUGCCUUCAUCCCUUCUUUCCUUAUUUUAAUUUAAUUUUCCUUCCUUCCUUCUUUUUUUACAUUUUUUCUUCCUUCUUUUUUUUCCUCCCAUCCAUCCUCCCAUUCACCCAUCCAUCCUCCCAUUCGCCCUUCCUUCCUUCCUUCCUUCCUUCCUUCCUUCCUUCCUUCCUUCCUUCCUUCCUCCCUCCCUUCCUCCCAUCCACCCAUCCAUCCUCUCCUUCCUUCCUGCCUUUCUGCCUUCAUCCCUUCUUUCCUUCCUUAAUUACUUCUUUCCUUCCUUCCUUCUUUACUUACAUUCUUUCUUCCUUCUUUCUUUCCUCCCAUCCAUCCUCCCAUUCACCCAUCCAUCCUCCCAUUCACCCACCCUUCCUUCCUUCCUUCCUUCCUUCCUUCCUUCCUUCCUUCCUUCCUUCCUUCCUUGUACUUCUCAUGCUGUUAUUUCAUUAUGUAACGAUAAAAUCUAUCUAUCUAUCUAUCUAUCUAUCUAUCUAUCUAUCUUUUACCCUUGGAAGUGUAUAUGUUCAUUAUCUAUCUAUCUAUCUAUCUAUCUAUCUAUCUAUCUAUCUAUCUAUCUAUCUAUCUCAGCAUAUCUUUUAUCUCUCUCUCUCUCUCAUUCUAUUCUCAUCUAUCUAUCUAUCUAUCUAUCUAUCUAUCUAUCUAUCUAUCUAUCUCAAUAUGUGUAACUAUCUAUCUAUAUAUCUAUCUAUCUCAGCAUAUCUGUCUAUCUCAAUAUGUGUAUCUUAUUAUUUAGUUUAUCUAUCUAUCUAUCUAUCUAUCUAUCUAUCUAUCUAUAUUAAAAAAUGGACAAAAACGUUUUCUAUAAAAAAAAUCUAUCUAUCUAUCUAUCUAUCUAUCUAUCUAUCUAUCUAUCUAUCUAUCUAUCUAUCUAUCUAUUUAUCUAUCUAUCUAUCUAUCUAUCUAUCUAUCUAUCUAUCUAUCUAUCUCAUUCUAUUCACAUCUAUCUAUCUAUCUAUCUAUCUAUCUAUCUAUCUAUCUAUCUAUCUAUCUAUCUGUCUAUCUCAGCAUAUCUGUCUGUCUAUCUUAAUAUGUGUAUCUAUUUAUCUAUUUAGUUUAUCUCUCUCUCUCUCUCUCUCUCUAUCUAUCUAUCUAUCUAUCUCAAUAUGUGUAACUAUCUAUCUAUCUAUAUAUCUAUCUAUCUCAACAUAUCUGUCUAUCUCAAUAUGUGUAUCUUACUAUUUAAUCCAUCUAUCUAUCUAUCUAUCUAUCUAUCUAUCUAUCUAUCUAUCUAUCUAUCUAUCUAAAUAUAUGUACCUAUUUAUCUAUCUAGUGUGUUCAUUAUCUAUCUAUCCCAACAUGUGUAACUAUCUAUCUAUCUAUCUAAGAUAUCUAUAUGAAUAUUUUAAGGUCUGCCUUUCUCUGUAUCUUUCUUAG